AUGAAUAUUUUUAUUAGAUAUCUUUUUUUAUAUUCAUUUAUAUUAGUAUAUGUAACUAGUAUACCUAAUAACAUCUCAGAAAAUGGUAAUGUUAUUGAGACGAAAGAAGAUAAAGUAAAAAAAGCUAUUGAUAGCAGUAAUUUUAAUAAACUAGAAGAAAUUUUAAAUCAUUUUAAAGAAAAUAAGAUAAAUGUCAAUGAAAGUAGUAAUUUAGAUGCAUUCAAGAAUAUAAUUAAUUCUAAUUCUACAUCUCAAGUUAAUUUACAAAAUAUAUUAAAAAUGCUAAAUUUGUCAAAUAAUACUAAUAAUUCUGAAAAUAUAAAUAAUAAUAAUAAUAAUAAUAUGAAUUUUAAUAAUACAGAUAUUAACAGAUGGAUGGAAUUAUUAAAACAAUUUAAUAAUAUGAAAAAGGAAAGUAUUCAGGAUACAAAUAAUCAAAAUCAACUGAAUGAUAAUAAUAUCAAUGAAAAUAAUAAUAAAUUAAAUGCAGAAAUGAAAAAAGAAAGUUACAUAGAAAAUUUGAAUAAUCUAUUAAAAAACAUAAAUAUAAAUAAUAAAGAAAAUAACAAUAAUCCAAACCCUUUAAAUUCUUUGAGUCAAUUAACAAAUUUAAUUGGGCAAUUACAUAACAAAAGCAAUGAUAAUAAUAAUAAUAAUAAUAAUAAUAAUAAAGUAUUUGGUGAUGUUGAAGCAUUAUUAAGUAAAUUUUUAAAUUUAGAAAAUCAAAAAAAAAACCCAUACUCAUUAGAUAAAAGUGUAAUGGAUAAUAGUUCUUCACUCAAAAAAGAAUCGAUUUUAUUAGAAUAUGAUAAUAAUGGAAAAUAUUUAAACGAUAAACAAAAUUUAAUAAAUCAAAAUAAUAACAAUUUAAAUGAAAAGAAUGAAAAAUUAAAAAAUUUUUUUUCUUCAUUAAAAGAUAAAUAUAAUCCUUACUCUUAUGAAAGAAAAAUUUUAAAUGAUUUAAUUAACGAAAAUGAUAUAAAAAGUAAAUACAAUCUAGAUGAUGAUUUCGAAAAUCAAAUUAUUGGCAACUACCAAGAAAAUGAAGAAUAUGAGGCAAUGAACGAUGAAGAUAAAGAGAAAAAAACAGGAAUGUUUGAAGAUAUAAAUGAAUUAGAUGAUAACGAUACAAUAGAAAGCGGAUCCAUUAGUAAUAAAUUAUUGAGAAAAAAUAAGAUAGAAAAUGACAAAUUAUUAAGAAAGCUCACUAGUGAUGAUAGUGAUGAUAUUCAGGAAUGUAACUGUUCUAAGAAAGUUAAAAAUUGUAUAUUAUCAUAUAUAAAUUACGAAAAUUUAGAGUAUAUGUUAGAAAGUUUAGAUAUAGAUGUAAAAACAUUAAUAAGAAAAUAUAAUGGUCAUGUAGAUAAACAAUUUAAGAAAACGGAUUCAUUUCUUAUACCAUUACCACCACUAAAUCCUAAUGCGGAUGUUCAAAACACAUCAGAUUACGUUUUAAGAGUCCCACGUGUUUUAUUUUUAACUACAAGAAAAUCUUUUUCUUCUUCCUUUGACAGAUAUUUUUAUAAUUUAUAUAAUAUAAUGGCAACUCAUUUGAAAUGGAAUGCCUAUAUGUGGGGAUAUGGUUUUAAAUAUUACCCUGUAUUUUUUCCGAAGAAUUUACAUACGUUAUUAAAUACCUAUUCUGGGCAAAUAGGUAAUGAACCAUUCGAUAUUAUAUUUAUUCAUAAUAGCUUUGUUUCGAAUUAUUAUAAUCACUUCUUUUUUUUGAAAAAUAUGCCCAAAUUAACUACUUUGAUAUAUAUAAAUGAUGGAUGGGAUGCCAAUAUGAAAAAAACCUUUUUGAAUUUAUUUCCUCAUAUAUUUUUUCAAAAUCAAGUAAAUAUUUUUGAAUUUAAUCCUUUAAAUAGUAUUGAUGUAGUUGAAGAAAAAAAAAAACUAUUCAAUAAUUUGUGGAAUAAAGUUUCUAAUAGCAAUGCUAGUAAUGUUAUUACUAAUAGACAUAAAAAAAGAAAUGAGAUAAAAAAUAAACCAAUAUCUGAGAAAGAAAAAAUGUUAGAAAAUGAAGAUGAUAGCAAAACAUUAUGGGCAUUUUUGCCUCAUGGAGUAAAUCAUUGUUGUUCUAAAUAUUUUAAUUUAUGUUUUGAAUCAAAAGAGAAUAAUGACAUGAAUUUUUAUUAUAAUCGUGGAAAAAAAAUUGAAAACAAACACAUCCCAAAUUAUGAACUUAGCUAUUCUCUACUCGAUUUGUUUUUACAAGAAUGUAAUUUUAAAGAAACAUCAAUCUUUAAUAACUCUACCAGAGAUAUUGACAUUUUAUUUUUAUAUAACACUACAUCCAAUAAUUAUAAAGAUUAUCUUAUUCAGAAAAUAAUGGAUUACAUAUAUAAUAAAAAUAUUAAUGACUUAAAAAAUAAAAUUUAUAAAUAUGAAGUUGAUUUGUAUUACUGGAAAGUAUGGGGAUUACAAACUACUCAUAAACUCAUAAAAAAUAAAAUUAAGGAAUAUACACUUAUUUUACAAAGAAGCAAAGUGUGUGUAAUUAGUUCAAAAUUUGCUGGUAUGCUAAAUAAGAUGGUUAUUGAUGCUUUGUUUAAUGGUUGUGUGGUUAUCACAGAUAAGAGUCAUAACAAAGAUAUAAAUAAAUAUUUAAUUUCUACUCAUAUACCUUUUGAAUAUUAUGAAAUAUCUGACUUAAUUUAUAAUAAAGAAAAUAUGAAUUCAUUAGCGAAUGAUCUUAUUGAUAAAAUUAACACAACACUUCAAGAAGUAAAUAGUGGAAAAAGAGACAAAAUGAGAAUAGAAGCUUUCAAAACUGUUUUAAAUACAUAUACUUACACUGGUGUAAUAUUAAAUUGGAUAAUUCCCUCUUUAUAUUUUCAUUAUAAUAAAGAAAAAUAUGAAAUUACUAAUAAUUAUUUUGUUUUACCACAAUAUUUUGAAAGCAUUAUUUCAAAAAGUUUAAAAACAACUAGUGCUAAAAGAGAAAAAAUUAUUGCAAAUAUUGAUUUGUCUUUGCAAGAAGAUCUAAUUAUGAAUAAUAAUGAAGUAGCAGUUUGGUGCAUAAUAUGGAUAUUAAUUUUUUCAAUAAUAUUAUUUUAUAUUUUAAAAAAUAGUAAUAUUAUUAGCUUUUUUUUAAAAAAGAAAAGAAACUUAUAA
Molecule: messenger RNA, 3117 nt
Organism: Plasmodium relictum
Lineage: Eukaryota; Apicomplexa; Aconoidasida; Haemosporida; Plasmodiidae
Product: conserved Plasmodium protein, unknown function
Exons: 1
Coding region: 1-3117 (1038 amino acids)
Source: RefSeq, a predicted model, not a curated record